Molecule: messenger RNA, 1012 nt
Organism: Copidosoma floridanum
Lineage: Eukaryota; Metazoa; Arthropoda; Insecta; Hymenoptera; Encyrtidae
Molecular function (GO): protein binding
Source: RefSeq, a predicted model, not a curated record
CUUGCAGUACUUAAAACUGGGAGAUAAUAGUCUGCAUUUUGUACCAAGCGAUGCUUUACGACGUCUGCAUCGGUUAAGACACCUUGAUCUCAGAUCUAAUAAUAUAAGUGUUCUUUCAGAAGACGCAUUCACGGGUUAUGGGGACUCACUUACUUUUCUAAAUCUUCAAAAAAAUAUGAUUAGAGUAUUACCAGCAUCAGUAUUUGAAUCACUUAAUUCUUUGGAAUUUUUAAACUUGCAGAACAAUCGAUUAACAAAUAUUGGAGAGGAUGUCAUCGAAAAUGUUAUUGAUACAUUAAGACUAAUAGAUAUAACAGAUAACCCUCUUGCUUGUAACUGUGACUUACAGUGGUUCUCAGCAUGGUUGAAUAAGCUUAAAGACAAAGAUGAUGAAAUAAUGUCCAAAAAAAGAUCAGUGUGCACACUGAUGUUGGAACAUAGGGAGUAUCCAAUACAGAAACUACCAUUACAAAACAUGGGCUGUCCAUCCAGUUACAAUGUUGAGAGAGUAUGGUCAACAGCUCAUACAAGAAUAUCAUCUCAAUGCCUUAUACUGUUCAUAAUUUAUUUAACUACUUGUGUAUAAUAAGAUUGUGUCAGUUGUCCAAUGAAAAUGUUGCGAGUUUUCUACUAAGAAUACUGUAAGAUCAACUAUUUGUGUGUAUAAUUUUGAGGUUAAUGUGUUUGAAAUCCAUUGUUAAUGUAUUUUUUAACAUUUACUAUAAAUGAAGUUCUCAAGUAAAAAUUCAUUUAACUUGCGUAACGUUGGAAGAGCUAGUUAAUCAGUCUCACCAGUGCCAGUCAAAUCGACUUGGGUUGUCCACAUCUUACUUUUGAUGAAAUUUAAAAACUGUACACAUUAUUUCGUCUUUUAUUUCUGGGUUAAUUUAAAAUGCAAUAAAUACAACAAUUUUAUAGGUGUAUUUUUAAAGUGUUCAAAACAAAUUGUUGACUAGAUUAAAGGGAAAAAAUAUAUAGGUUCAAUUAUAAAUAAAUAUAAAGUUUACUUUGA